Messenger RNA from Mercurialis annua (annual mercury), 2698 nucleotides. RefSeq names its product peroxisome biogenesis protein 5. Bases 259 to 2505 code for a protein of 748 amino acids. Gene Ontology annotation, molecular function: protein binding. Lineage: Eukaryota; Viridiplantae; Streptophyta; Magnoliopsida; Malpighiales; Euphorbiaceae. Gene Ontology annotation, biological process: protein import into peroxisome matrix, docking. The transcript has 15 exons. Gene Ontology annotation, cellular component: cytosol; peroxisomal membrane. The record is from RefSeq and is a predicted model, not a curated record.
GAUAACACAAAUAAAUAAAAAAUUAUAUGGAUGAAGUCUUUUAUUAUCAUCAACAUCAUCAGAAGGAUCGAACAGUAUCAUAAUCCUCAUCGGAAUCUUCCCUCCGCCUUUCUCCGACGAACUAUUUAUAACAAUAUCCACUCAAUUCAAUCGUCGAAUUCAUAAUCUCUUCAACUUAAUCCCAUUUUUGAAUUUCUAAUCUUUUUCUUUUUCUAAAGAUUAGAAAAAGAUUAGAAAAAAAGAAGCAUAAAAUUAGCCAUGUCGGCGCGUGAGCUAGUUGCCGGAGGAGGAUGUGCGGUUCCUGGCUCUUCAUCAUCUUCCAACCCUUUGGGAGCUCUUGCUAAUACUCUUCUUGGGUCUUCUUCUAAAACCCAGGAAAGGCUAAGGGAAAUACCAACAUCAACAGCUACAAGCUCUGAGAAUCGGUUUUAUCAGGAUGUUCAGAAUCCUAUGAGUGCACUUCCAGGUGCUGAAUUUGAACAGCAAUCAUUUUCUCGCCCUGGCGGUCAGACUUCGGAUUUUCUUCGUGGGUUUCGCUCUGCUGAUCAAAAUGGUUUUGCUGAUGCUUGGGACGAAGUACAACAAUCUCAUGGACCCCCAAUGGCGGCCAACGUUCCUCAAAUGGAUCGUAUAUAUGAUCGUGGACCUCAGCAUCAACCAACGUUGGACGGCCCACCACAAAGAGUAUUGUCAGGCUUCUUGCACUCCUUUGUUGAAAGUAGCCGUGGUGGAAUUCCUUUUCGUCCUGCUCAACUGCCAGUCUUAGGAUUAUCUGAAGGUGACAAACAAUGCAUACGUGAUCGUAGCAGCAUUAUGGCUCGGCAUUUUUUUGCAGAUAAGAGUGAAGACUUUAUAAAUGCACAGGUGAAUGCACUAUUAUCUUCUUUGGAAAUUGACAGUGAUGUUCGUGCCAAGGGGCCUUUUCCUGGGAGAUUCCGGGAGCUGGAAGAUUAUUGGAAUGAGUCUCAAGGUGGUUUGCGACCCGGUCCUCAUGCUGCAGAUGGAUGGAUUACAGAAUUUAACCAGCACAGUAUGGACCGUGGUAAUCCUGAUGCCUGGGCUCAUUCAUUUGAACGACAACAUGGUACUAAUGGUUGGGCCUCUGAGUUUGAGCAGGAACAACAAUUGCUAUCGGCAGAUCAUAUGAGAGGUGCAAAUAUCUCAAACUUAGCUGCAAUGGAGCAGACCCGUAUGCUUGCUCAUACUUUAGCUCAAAAUAACGACCCUAAGUUUCAGAAUUCAAAGUUUCUUCAAUUUGUAUCGAAGAUGAGUCGUGGUGAACUCAUUAUUGAUGAUAAUCAAGUCAAGCCAGCAACAUUGUCUGCACCUGGUGAUUGGGCAACCGAAUAUCAACAACAAAACCAUGGGAGCUCUUCUUGGGCCAACGAAUUUAUGUCAAAUCAGGUUCCUCAUGGACCUGAACAAUGGGCAAAUGAGUUUGCUACUGAAAGAGGGCAAAAUGGGACUGUGGAUGAUCAGUGGGUCAAUGAAUUCUCAAAGUUGCAUGUCGAUGACUGGGCAGACGAAUUUGGGCAGCAAGUUGCGGAAGGAGCAUUAGGGGAUAGUACUGCUGAUAGCUGGGCAAAUGCAUACGAUGAGUAUAUGAAUGAACAAGUAGCUUCCAAGCAGCAAUCAGAUGCUUCAAGGGGAGUUUAUGUGUUCUCUGAUAUGAACCCUUAUGUUGGUCAUCCCAAUCCUUUAAAAGAAGGUCAGGAUCUAUUCCGCAAGGGGCUUCUGAGUGAAGCAGUCCUUGCUUUAGAGGCUGAAGUCUUGAAAAACCCUGAUAAUGCUGAAGGUUGGAGGUUACUUGGAAUAGCACAUGCAGAGAAUGAUGAUGAUCAACAGGCUAUUGCAGCUAUGAUGCGUGCACAAGAGGCGGAUCCUACAAAUCUUGAAGUGCUUCUUGCUCUUGGUGUGAGUCAUACAAAUGAACUGGAGCAGGCACAUGCUUUGAAAUACUUAUAUGGUUGGCUUCGCAAUCACCCAAAAUAUGGAACACUUGCCUCUCCAGAGCUUUCUAAUUCGUUAUACCAUGCCGAUGUUUCUAGAUUAUUCAAUGAAGCUUCUCAGAUGUCACCUGGGGAUGCAGAUGUACAUAUUGUACUCGGUGUACUUUAUAAUCUAUCCAGGGAUUAUGACAAAGCUAUUGCUUCGUUUCAAACAGCUUUGAAACUCAAGCCACAAGAUUACUCACUUUGGAACAAGCUUGGUGCAACUCAAGCCAACAGUGUCCAGAGUGCAGAUGCAAUAUUCGCUUACCAGCAGGCACUUGAUUUGAAGCCAAACUAUGUUCGUGCAUGGGCGAAUAUGGGAAUCAGCUAUGCCAACCAGGGUAUGUACGAGGACUCAAUCCGAUACUAUGUCCGGGCACUCGCUAUGAAUCCGAAAGCAGAUAACGCCUGGCAAUAUUUGAGAAUUUCAUUAAGCUGUGCUUCUAGGAACGACAUGCUAGAGGUUUGUGAUACGCGUAAUAUCGACGCUUUGCAAAAGGAGUUUCCGCUGUAAUAGUCUGGGAAGUGACAUACAAAUUAUAGGCUGCAUUGCUGAAGAGCGAAUGCUAAUACUAGAAUGUGAUGUGAUUCUUAUAAACAUGGAAAUAGAGCAGAGCAUAUUCAUUAGAAAUAAACAUUGUACUAUGGAUUAAUAGUUCUGUCAUUAAUAUUAAGAUGAGAAAAUAAAGUUGCUUGAUAUUGAUGUA